This is a messenger RNA of Pseudozyma flocculosa PF-1, 2181 nucleotides long. RefSeq lists its product as uncharacterized. The transcript has 2 exons. Gene Ontology annotation, molecular function: protein binding; K63-linked deubiquitinase activity; metal-dependent deubiquitinase activity. Gene Ontology annotation, biological process: protein K63-linked deubiquitination. The coding region runs from base 1 to 2181 and encodes 726 amino acids. Gene Ontology annotation, cellular component: endosome; membrane. Lineage: Eukaryota; Fungi; Basidiomycota; Ustilaginomycetes; Ustilaginales; Ustilaginaceae. The record is from RefSeq and is a predicted model, not a curated record.
AUGCCAUCCAGGCACCCUCCCAUACCCUCCAUCUUCUCCAAAGUACCGUCCUCUUCCUCGUCCAGCGCACGCUCCAGCCCGCACAACGCCUCUCCCGUCUCCCUAGCUCCCGUCCGCCCUCUUUCGAUAGCCGAGCUGGCCGACAAGGCCAACCAGGCCAGCGAUGCGCUCCCAUUCAGCCCCGCCAUUCCCAUACGCCGCUACCUCAACGGCGCCAACACCCUACGCAGGCAGGCCGCCGUCUACAACCGCGAGGGCGACAGAGAGUCGGAGUUCGUCUGCCUCGUCAAGUGCGCCCGGCUCCUCAUCGAGCUCCUCCCCAGCAGCCACCCGCAGUACAAGUCGCUCGACCCAGAGACGCGCGCCGCCGUCAAAAGAGACGGCCAGGAACUCCUCGACGCCAUCUCGGACGCAAAGUCGGCCCUCGCCAACAGGUACGAGGCCUGGAACGCCCUCGAUCCCGAAGCAAAGGCCGCAUACAGGCAGGCCGGAUCGGACCUCGGCGGCGGUGGCGGCAGCAGCCGGUCGAGAGCCGACUCGAGGAGCUCUAGGGAAGGCUCUGCGACGUCCAACUCGACUCCAAAGCCCUCGUCAGCAUCGAAUGCGCCUCCACCGCCAUCGCCACGGCGUUCGCACAGACCCGCCGCUUCCACAUCCGCCCCUGCCUCUGCGAGGCCAAAAGAGGAGCCCAGCAUCCCCUUCAAGAAACCGGACCGCGGAGACGAUGGCUUCGACGUCCGCCGCAUCCUUGGCUUUGGCAAGUCCUCGGCCGAUGCUAGCGGCAGCAGGCAACGGCGCGAUGCCCCGGCCGAGAUCCCCUACCAGCCUCCGACGGCAUCCACAGCCUUUACCAGCUCUCCGCUCGACCCCUUCGUCCAUCCGCACAGCAAGGCCAAGCCCAAGCCGGGCUCGAGCGGGUCCAAGAGGGCACCGGACAUCAAGAACAUCUCGUAUCCGAUACUCCAGUCCAAGCCAAGCUCACGGAUGAGCAUACAUCAGACCCAGCAGGGCUUUGCGCCCAGCUCCAGCGCCACCGCAAGGUACUACCAGACGCUGCGGACCAGCGAGACGGCCAGUCAACCCGGCAGCGGGUCCGGCAGCAGCAGCGGCAGAGGCGACCACACCGGCCAUGGCCAUGGCACUACGGCCGCUAUGCCUGACCCAUGGACGCACCAUUCCAGCAUGCCCUUCCCCGUCCCAGGCGCCCCUGCCCUGCCACCACCUCCACCGCGGCCCACACCUCCUCCGCCUCCGCACGCAUCCUACGCCCAGAUGCCUGUGGCCCAGCCGACGGGCCCUGCGCCCCCCACCCUGCAGCCAAAGCCGCGCUCGUUGCGAGGACCGCUGCCGGCGGUGCCGGCGUAUCCGCAGGGCAUGCCGCUGCCGCAGGGCGUGUCGCGCGACGCUCACGGGCCGGCCAUGCCGACGCUGACGCCGCACACGCCGCACACGCCGACGCCGUCGUCUUCGGCGGCUGCAUCCAACGUGCUCGCGCAGGCGGUGCAGCAGAUGACGCUGGGCACAGGGGGCCGCAGCCAGGCCCUGAGCCGCGAGGCCGCCUCGCUCCUCGCUGCCGCCGCCAAGCCCGAGCCAGACGAGCCGAUCCGCUCCUACACCGAGGGCGGCCAGCCGCUGCGCAGCCUGCUGGUGCCCGAAGAGGUCAUUGGGGCCUUCGUGGGCAUGUCGGACCCCAACACGCGCGCCAACCUCGAGACGUGCGCGCUGCUCCAGGGCCGGCUGGAGCGCAACCGGUUCCGCGUGAGCCAUCUCGUCUUCCCCCAGCAGACGGCCACGUCGGACAGCUGCACGACGAGCAACGAGGAGGAGAUUAUGGCGUUCCAGGAGGCCAACGACCUCAUCACGCUCGGCUGGAUCCACACUCACCCGACGCAGAGCUGCUUCCUCAGCAGCCUCGACCUGCACACGCACGCCGGCUACCAGAUGAUGCUGCCCGAGGCCAUCGCCAUUGUCUGCUCGCCCGCGCACGAGCCCAGCUUCGGCCUGUUUCGCCUGACGGACCCCACCGGCCUGCGCACCGUCGUCGACUGCCGGCAGCCCGGCCUCUUCCACCCGCACGUCGCCGAAGACGGCAGGGACCUGGCGCUCUACACCGAUGCCAUCUACGGCCAUGUUGCCCUGAUUGGCGGCAUCGGCCUCGAGAUUGUCGACCUGCGCAAGUAG